Messenger RNA from Letharia lupina, 297 nucleotides. RefSeq lists its product as uncharacterized. NCBI's taxonomy places the organism in Eukaryota, Fungi, Ascomycota, Lecanoromycetes, Lecanorales, Parmeliaceae. The transcript has 2 exons. The coding region runs from base 1 to 297 and encodes 98 amino acids. The record is from RefSeq and is a predicted model, not a curated record.
AUGCCAGAUCCAGAUCUUGCAGAGUCUCUCGACCGUAUCCUUCCGGAGGCUAAGUCUCUCGAGCUCCUUGAAGCUGGUGCUUCUCAAGUUUCCCCAACGGAUGAGCUUGCAGGCGGAAGUGCGUUCUGCUAUGUUGGGCCGACGCAAAAGUCGGACCAUCUGACCACCAUGUGCUGGAUAGACUGGGAAGGAUCGACGUUUCUUUACUGGCGAGCAGCAGGUGUCAAAUGCGCAGAAGGCGAGACCGCAAUGGCCGAGUAUCAGUUGAUGGACUGGAGAUAUUUUUCUGCCAUCUAA